Messenger RNA from Nerophis lumbriciformis (worm pipefish), 2091 nucleotides. The record is from RefSeq and is a predicted model, not a curated record. NCBI's taxonomy places the organism in Eukaryota, Metazoa, Chordata, Actinopteri, Syngnathiformes, Syngnathidae.
AUGGCUGUGGGUGCGUUUUUGGAUGGAUUGAGCGACUGGUGGGAGAUGAAUCGUGGGCACCACUUGAAGACAUGUCACAAGUCUCUGUACCUGUCGCUCAUCUCGGUGGAGUCGGUCUUCAUGUGCGAUCUGGGAUUUGAGUUAUACGGUGGAAAAUGCGUUGUAGAUGUGGAUGAGUGUCUGGGGGAACAUUUAUGUGGGCCCAAUGCUGCUUGCAUCAACACACCUGGCAGCUAUCGCUGCAUUUGUAAUGCCGGCUACGCAAUCAAGUCUGGCGCCAACAACUUCACGUCACCUGAAGGGCCAUGUGAAGCCGGAUGUUCGACUGAUGGAGGAAACUACUGUGGAAAUGGAACAUGCCAAAUUGGAGACAGCGGCCCUUACUGUGCCUGCAACGCAGGGUUCACGAAUUACGGCCACAAAGCAGGCCGCUGCACAGUGUUAGAUUGUGAUGUUUUUAAAGACACGGAGGAUUUGGAAAAGAAUGUCCCUGUUGCAUAUGACCUGGUGAUGCAGCUGAAAAGAACUUGUGUGAACCUGACCGAGGGUGAGGCUCAAGAAUCCAUAGAUGACCAGGAAAUGCUUUCGAAAUUUCUGGCGAUCAUUGACCUGAUUUUGGCCACUAAAACCCUUAACGACAACAGAAAGGUUUCAGUCUUCCUGAACUUGGCGGAGAGCGCGCUGAGACUGAUGGGACCUCUCAUCAAAGCCCCAACAAUGAGGAGAUUUGCUAAAUACACAGAACUGGACCUACUUUCAUACAAAAAACCCACGUCACCCCAAGGAGUACUGCAAUUAAUAACUAACGCAGUCACGUUGAAGAUGCAGUUGGAAACGGUUGCAGGAGAUCCUUCCCAGUAUCCAGGCUUCGCGAGCGCGGCCUUGCUCAGCUACGCAAACCUGGAGACCUUCACCGACGGCUUUUACGGCGGGAUGAAUCCACGAGACGACCAAAAAUUGGUCAUCAACUCCAAAGUAGCGACUGUCUCGGUCACAAACACUAACACCAAUCAUCUGAGAGAUCCGGUCGAGCUACGUUUUUACCACCUGAAAAAGGUAAACGACUCCCACCACGUAUGUGUGUUCUGGGACACCUCCCAGGGGGCAGGGAGCUGGUCUGCUGACGGCUGCACGGCGGUGAAGUCCGACUCUGAAUCCACCGUGUGCUCGUGCAACCACUUGAGCACAUUUGCCGUGCUCAUGGCCCUCUAUGACGUCGAGGAGAUUUUCGAGUUGCAGCUCUUGACCUCGUUGGGAUUGUCCCUCUCCCUGAUUUGCCUGCUCAUCUGCAUCCUGACCUUCUCGCUCGUCCGCUCCAUCCAAAGCACGCGCACCACCAUCCAUUUGCAUCUGUGCAUCAGCCUGUUUGUCGUCGCCUUCGUUUUCCUCGUGGGGAUCACUCGUACAGAGAAUCAGAGCGCCUGUGCGACGAUCGCCGGCCUGCUGCAUUUCUUCUUCCUGGCCGCGUUCUGCUGGAUGUGCUUGGAAGGCAUACAGCUCUUCCGGAUGGUCAUCCUGGUCUUCAACACCAACUUUCGGACCUCCUACAUGAUGACGGUCGGCUAUGGCAUCCCGGCCAUGAUUGUCGCCAUCUCAGCUUCGGUCAACCCUAGAGGAUACGGCACCCCAAGAUAUUGCUGGUUGAACGUGAAAUUCAUCUGGAGCUUUUUGGGCCCAGCUUGUGCCAUAAUUGCUAUUAACAUUUUCUUCUUUGUCAUCACCGUUUGGAAGUUGGCACAGAAGUUUUCAAGUCUAAACCCUGACCUGAACACCUUACAAAAAAUUCAAGCAUUUACCGUCACGGCAGUGGCCCAGCUCUGUGUACUGGGCACCACGUGGAUUUUUGGCUGCUUCCAAUUUGAUAAGAGCACCGUGAUAAUGUCUUAUCUUUUCACCAUCUUUGCCAGCCUUCAGGGGGUCAUGUUGUUUGUGAUGCACUGUUUGUUCUCCAAGCAGGUGAGGGACGAGUACAGAAAUUUCCUGUCCAGGUUCAGCGUACCGUCAAAGAAAACCUGCGCUGAGGUCAACUUGCUGACCGGCAUACAGCAUGCGUCCAGAAGCAGCCAGGACACGGGAGAGUCGCACACCUGA